AUGUCGCUCCGCACAUCGAUCAGACGGACAGCCACGUCGCUGAACUGGGCCUCACGGACGACGACCUGCACCAUGCCUUUGCGCGCAAAGAUCACAAACCCUGCUAUGCUGAGCGCAAGUCGACAGUACUCUUCUCCCUCAGAAGACGCCGCUCCAGCGGCGCAACCACACGACCUCCUAGCCCGGCAAAAAGGCGACGACCCGGACGAUGUCAUCUUCACAAACAACUACGGCGUCCGCUCCAUCGAGCUCAACCGGCCUAAGAAGCUCAACUCUCUCGAUGGGUCCAUGGCCCGCAAAAUCAUUCCGCGGCUGCAAGAGUGGGCAAAGUCUGAAUUGGCCGGUGUUGUCGUCAUCAAGGGUUCAGGCCGAGCCUUCUGUGCCGGCGGCGACGUCGCCUUGCUCGCCAAGUGGAACAAGACGGGCGAGGAAGGCCAGCAGCGAAGCGCCGACUACUUUGCCCUCGAGUACAAGCUCGACCAUAUGAUCGCAACCUACACGAAGCCUUACGUCGCCUUCAUGGACGGCAUCACCAUGGGCGGCGGCGUAGGCCUCUCGAUCCACGCGCCCUUCCGCAUCGCAACCGAGAACACCCUCUUCGCCAUGCCCGAAACCACCAUCGGCUUCUUCCCAGACGUUGGCGCGUCCUUCUUCCUCCCGCGCAUGGAGGGCGGUCUGGGCACCUACCUCGCGCUCACGAGCGAGCAGCUCAAGGGCGCUGACGCCUUCUACCACGGUGUCGCAACGCACUACGUGCACAGCUCCACUCUCCAGGCUCUCGAAGCGCGUCUCGCGGAGCUCCAGUUCCCAGACUAUAUGGACCUGCAGGCGCGCUUCAAGAUCAUCAAUGCGACCAUCGAGGAGUACGCUACUGGUCUCCCCUCGUCGCGCCCGCACAUAUCAGGCGCCCUCCGCCAGACAAUCGACAAGGUUUUCCACCGCGACCAGCCCAGCAUCGCAUCUAUUCUCGAGUCCCUCGCCGACGUUCGCGACAAUGGCGCAACCGAAGACCUCAAGACAUGGGCUAAGAAGACAAUCGAUACGCUGCACACGCGGUCCCCCAUCGCCGUUGCUGUCGCCCUCCAGCAGAUGCGCGUCGGCCGCCGCUGGUCCAUCGCCGAGACCUUCCAGCGCGAGCACGAUAUCGCGACGCACUUCAUGGCGCACCCGGACUUCGUCGAGGGCGUGACCGCGCGCCUGAUUGAGCGCAAGAAGGAGCGCCCGAACUGGGAACCGAACAAGCUUGAAGAUGUUUCCGAGGCGGAUGUGCAUAAGUUCUUUACGCGGCCUGAGGGCAAGCAGGGACUCACACUGCUGAGCAACGCGAACUACGACCAAUAUCCGCAUGCGUGGAUUGGCCUGCCCAAGGACGACGAGAUCUGGAGCGAGGCGAGCGGCAAGUCGCACGAGGAUGUGGUGGCAACGCUGCUGGAGAAGUACGAAGGGAAGCAGGGUGUACGAGAGAAGGUGGCCGAGGCGCUGGAGCGGUUAAGGUAG
Molecule: messenger RNA, 1497 nt
Organism: Paraphaeosphaeria sporulosa
Lineage: Eukaryota; Fungi; Ascomycota; Dothideomycetes; Pleosporales; Didymosphaeriaceae
Product: ClpP/crotonase
Exons: 2
Coding region: 1-1497 (498 amino acids)
Biological process (GO): L-valine catabolic process
Cellular component (GO): mitochondrion
Molecular function (GO): 3-hydroxyisobutyryl-CoA hydrolase activity
Source: RefSeq, a predicted model, not a curated record